UCCUCGCGAACACACUCCCACAUACAAACACACUACAGCUGAAAUUCCCCCUUAUUAACGAGGGGAGAGGAGUGUCGUUGUGUGAGAGUCGCAUUUUGUGCAGUGUCGAGUGUAAUUUGCUGGAUUUUUUUGUGGAGUGUUGGAGGUGUUUUGUCGAGUUUAAUCCUCUGAGGUAAUCUGGGAUUCAGAGCGGGAAAAGAGAUGCGCUCGAGCGCUCACUGGACUUUCACUCUGUGAGGCGCAAACAGGUGAAGACUAGAGCAGGAAAAUACAGUAGAGAUGAGUGAAGAGUCGAGACAGGAGGUGGUGACGACCCCUCCCAGUGUGGGGCAAAAAGAACGUUACUUUGACCGCAUCAACGAAAAUGACCCCGAAUACCUGCGUGCACGCAACAUGUCGCCUGAUCUGCGACAAGACUUUAAUAUGAUGGAACAGAAGAAAAGAGUUACACAGAUGCUACAAAGUCCAGCAUUUAGGGAUGAGCUGGAGGGCCUGAUCCAGGAACAGAUGAACAAGGGGAAUAACCCUGCAGGACUGCUCGCUCUGCGGCAGAUUGCAGACUUCUUCAUGGCCAGCUCUCUGGCUGGAUUCUCCACCUCUCCCCUCAGUUUGGGCAUGGUGACCCCAAUAAACGACCUGUUCAGUGUGGAGUCCUCUACUAUGGUGAAGGGAGAGAAGCAGACCCGCUGCAAACUGGCCAGCCUCUACAGACUAGUAGACCUGUUCAGUUGGGCACACUUCGCAAGCUGUUACAUAACAGUUCGUGUUAGUAAGGAGCAGGAUCAUAUCCUCAUCAUUCCCAGAGGACUGUCCUUUGCUGAGGCCUCUGCGUCCAAUCUGAUGAAGGUGAAUAUUCUUGGUGAUGUCGUCGAUCAGGGUUCCACCAACCUGCAGAUUGACCCGGCUGGCUUCAGCCCUCACGCUGCCAUCUACUCCAUGAGGCCCGACGUGCGCUGCAUCAUUCACAUAAGCACACCGGAUACUGCUGCUGUGUCGUCUAUGAAGUGCGGUCUUUUGCCAAUCUCUCAAGAGGCUCUCAUCUUGGGUGACAUCGCCUACUACAACUACCAAGGCAGCCUGGAUGAGCAGGAUGAGCGCAAAGAGCUCCAGAAAGCUCUCGGACCCUCCACCAAGGUGUUGGUUUUAAGGAAUCAUGGGGUUGUUGCUCUCGGGGAGACUAUUGAAGAGACCUUUCACUACAUUUACAACGUCAAAAUUGCCUGUGAGAUUCAGGUGAAUGCAUUCUCAUGUGCGGGGGGAGUGGAAAACCUGAUCGUGUUGGAUCUGGAGCAGUUUAAAUCCCGUACACAGGGGGUGGCAGAAGCUGGAGUCAACAUGGGCUCUCAGCACAAAUGGAGACUGGGAGAGCUGGAGUUCGAGUCGCUCAUGAGAAUGCUGGACAACCUGGGUUACAGAACAGGCUACACAUACCGGCACCCUAUUGUGCGUGAGAAACCACGCCACAAGAGCGACGUGGAGAUUCCAGCGACGGUAACUGCAUUCAUGUUUGAUGAUGAUGAUGCUCCACGUUUCCCUCUAAAGUUGCAACAACAGAGACAGCAGAGAGAGAAAACACGCUGGCUCAAUUCACCCAACUGCUACAUGAAGGUUAAUGUGUCAGAAGGAGCUAGCGAGCAGAACGGACGCACCAAGACCAUGUGGAUGAAGUCAGAUGAAGGGAGUAACACCAGUGGUACUCCAAUCUGCAUUGAAGAUCCCAACCAGUUUGUCCCUCUGAACACAAACCCCAAUGAAGUCCUACAGAAGAGAAAUAAGAUCCGUGAGCAGAACCGCUUUGAUAUGAUGACAGCAGGCCCACAGUCACAGCGGCUUGCAGGAAUUGUGGUAGAAAGACCACCGCCAUACAUGGGCGAUGACGAGGAACAGAUGGGCCCUCUACCUCCUAACCCCUUCAGUGAGCUCAGUGAGGAGCAGGAGGGAUACCACAAAAGAGCAGAUUGCCAGCAUCUCGGCCUUGACGAUGACGAUCUUGAGCAGAUCACAUCAGAUGAUGCUUCCACACUGUCUCAGUCUGUGUCCCAAACUCAGUCUCCACAAAACACUCCAGCUACAGAAGAGAACCACACUGGUGUGCUGCUGAAUGGUAAAGACAACCACGGUGAUGAGGAGCUCAUCAAGCGUGUGAGUCAGCUGACCACCAGCGUGGAAAGCAUGGAGAUAAAUGUGCGCUCGGGAGAGAAAAUUGAAGAGGCAUUGACGCCCGAGAGCUCGCCCUCCAAAUCUCCCAACAAGAAGAAAAAGAAGUUCAGAACCCCGUCAUUCCUGAAGAAGAACAAAAAGAAAGAGAAGGCCGAAGCCUAGAGGAGACCAGAUCACACCCACCCUGUCUGUGUGUCUCUGUCGUUUGAAGAUUUUAAGUUGUCGUUUUUUUUAUUUUAUUUUAAUUUUUUUUUAAAAGUUCAUUGACAGAAAAAACAUGGCACAUUUUUGGGGGAGUCAAAGGAGUGAAUAGAUGGAGUGACGUCCAUGUUUAGCAUGUGCCAUGUUCGAAUGGUCAUGAAAAUAGAAACUGUUUGAAUGGUUUUAAAUGGGAAGAGAAGUGAUCGAAACUCCUGGGAAACUUGCUCCUCACCUUAUGGAAAAGACUGAGAACACAGAUAUAGUCCGUAUGAUUUUAAUCUCAUUAAUGAGCCCAUACUGCAUUGUUAUUUUUGUAAUACUGUAUGUUUUUGAGUUGAGCAUACAGACUCUUAUGAGCCCCUUUUCUAGCUGCCACAUCAUCUCUCAUGGUGUCAGUUCUGCUUGUGUUUUUCUCCCACUGUAGGUGGACGGUAGGUGUAAUUGGUUACACUACACAGGAGACACUUAAGAAUCACACUGGAAACUGUUCUGGGAUUAUUUUAACAGGGUUGUGUUUUUUUUUUUUUUUCUUAUGUUGUCUGUGAUUGUUGAAGAAAUGGGUCUGAGAUUAGCAGCCGCAAGCUGCACGUGUGAUAAUCCUGUGUAGAGCCACUCCAAUCUCCUCUGUGCUGUUCUUUGCCAAACAAAAGAUUUAAAAGCAAAAAAAAGCAAAGCAAUCACGUUUUAGUGAACUGUAAUCUUGUCCGUCUUUUCUGGCAUUUUGAUUUCACUCUUCUUUUGGUAUGAAAUAUUGUAUCUUUUUUUUUAAAAUUGAAACAAUUUAGUUUUUAUCCAUUCA
Molecule: messenger RNA, 3160 nt
Organism: Myxocyprinus asiaticus (Chinese sucker)
Lineage: Eukaryota; Metazoa; Chordata; Actinopteri; Cypriniformes; Catostomidae
Product: gamma-adducin-like
Exons: 15
Coding region: 280-2322 (680 amino acids)
Biological process (GO): barbed-end actin filament capping
Cellular component (GO): postsynaptic density; plasma membrane; cytoskeleton
Molecular function (GO): actin filament binding
Source: RefSeq, a predicted model, not a curated record